This is a messenger RNA of Nannospalax galili (Upper Galilee mountains blind mole rat), 1255 nucleotides long. RefSeq names its product leucine-rich repeat-containing protein 37A-like. The coding region runs from base 277 to 1002 and encodes 241 amino acids. NCBI's taxonomy places the organism in Eukaryota, Metazoa, Chordata, Mammalia, Rodentia, Spalacidae. The transcript has a single exon. The record is from RefSeq and is a predicted model, not a curated record.
CAGAGAACAUUUUAAUGUUAAAUGGAGAUCAAAUUCAGGUCCCUGUUCUGCAUUAGCAGUUCAGAAGUACUGCUGGUCUAGAUCAGACUACAGAUCACCAGUUGUAUGAAAUACUUGUUCCAUCACUAGACAAUCAGUACAAAAGCAACAAAGUCCAUUGUUUCACCCCAGGACUUGAAGAAAGAUCUAACUCGGCACAGACCACUCGCUGAAGUAGUUGUUGGAAAAACUCAGCUUCAGAAACAAAUCUCGGAGGGUGAUGUUGAAGAUUCAAGUAUGAAUGAAGCUUAUUCGGAGAGCGUACCUCUGCAAUCCCAGGCAGACAUAGGUGAGCCUCCAGAACGCCCUGAGCAGUUUGAACCAUCCCGCUUCCAGGUGAAGACCCAAACUCACCAUCCAGAUCAUUCCCAGGCAGAAACUCUAGAUUAUCUUCCACAGCCCCCUGAUCAACAUCAACUCGAUUCUGAGGCAUCAAUGCAUCCUGAGAACAAUGAUCCAUUUCCAAACAGAAAUGAAGCUGAGCACUCAAACUGGCCAAAUGUCACAGCGAAACCCACAGAUCUUGAGAUUACAGUAACUUCAGAGGCAGAAAAAGAGGCCGAAGCCAUUUUGAGUCAGCAGCAGCGGGCUCCAGUCCAGCUUCCAGAGAGUCCUGAGGAGGUAGGACCCUCAUCAGUUCCACAAGAGGCCCCAGGUCAGACCUCAGAUUUUCCUGAAGACCUUGAAACUUCUGGAAGUCAGCUGGAAGUUCCAGCUCUGCCUACAAAGCUCCCUGAAGAAGUCAGUGCUCCCGUUGAGCAAGAGGCUUCAGUUUCAGGUCCAGAUUCCUCUAUACAGAAUACAGUCGAAACUCCAACAGCAGUUCAAACUCCCAGUCAGGAACAAGUUCACCAUUAUAGUUUUCCAACUAUUACAGUUAAUCCUGCAGAUGUGGAACGUACAGUAACUUCUGAGCCUUCUCCUAGUCAACAACAGCCACCAGUUAAACCUUCUGUCUCCUGAGGAAGUUGAAUCUUCUGAACAGUAUCUGGAGUUCCCAGUUCAGCCUCAAGACAAUGCUGAGGAAGUGGAGUCUUUUCCAACACUGCAGGAUGUUAUCCCAUCUCAACAUCCAGGCCCUCUUUUGGAGGAUGAACCUUUUAGUGAACUAGAGCAGCCAACUCAACCUUCUGAAUCUCCAGAGGAAGUGGAAUCAGGUUCUGGAAACCAGCCAGAAGCCUCAUUUCAGCCCGCAGAGCACCCUGAAGUAAUAAAA